CGGCUCUUUCCUUCUCCACCUUUGUCUUUUCUUAUUCAAAUUUAAAUAUCCAAUUUGGAAAAGCUUAUUACUCUCUUCUCUAUCCAAUCUUAUCACCCACACUCACAAAUUCCCUCUACUCCAUUUUCAACACUCGCAAAAAAAAACCUCUGCGUUUCGAAAUGGCCAUGGCUCUCAGACCCAUAGACAACGAGCUUCCAACAACGAUCCCAGAAAGGCCUAAAAAGCAAGCUAAAGUAGCGAUUCCGAUUCAAAAACAGCCCCAGCUUUCUACCAAUGACGAAAACAAAGCUCCUGUUGACUCCACCAUUGAAUAUAUCGACUCCGACAGUCUUGAACCGAUUGAAGACCCUCAAUCCAAGAUCCAAAACUUAAUAGAAGGAUUAGAAUCAAAAGACUGGAUCCAAGUGUGUGAGUCACUGAAUAAUGCUAGACGUUUUGCACUCUAUCACUCUGAUCUCCUUACCCCUUUACUGGACAAAGUCAUGCUGGUACUGGUGAAGGCAAUGAAGAACCCCAGAAGUGCCCUUUGCAAGACCUCUAUCAUGGCUUCUUCUGAUAUCUUUAAGGCCUUUAAUCAAAAAUUACUUGAUCCAUCUACCUCUGAUGCAUUUGAUCACUUGAUACUUCAGUUGCUACUGAAGGCCUCUCAAGACAAAAGGUUUGUGUGUGAAGAGGCAGACAAGGCAUUAAAAUCAAUGGUGGGGUCCUUGACUCCUUUGCCUCUCCUCCAAAGGCUUAGAGCCUCUGUUAAGCAUACCAACCUUAGAAUCAGAGCUAAGGCUGCUGUUGCUAUUUCUAAUUGUGUCUCUAAGAUGGGUCUGGAAGAAAUGAAAGAAUAUGGACUAGUUGAUCUGAUUCAAAUAGCUGCUGAUUUGUUGAAUGAUCGAUUACCAGAAGCGCGAGAAGCUGCAAGGAGUGCUCUGGUUUCUGUUUACAAUGCAUUUAUAGAGAAUGAAGAGGGGGAGAAGAAGCAAGAGGCAUGGCAAAACUUUUGCCAGUCUAAUUUGUCACUUAUACACGUUCAAUCUGUAUUCAAAUUUACAACUUCCUAGAGGUUGAAGAGGAAAUUAUACUGUAGUAACUAAAUAAGGAAAGGUUGUUUUUACAUGACAGCCAUAAGUGUGAACUUCUGAGCUUUUGGUCAUGUAAAGGUUGUUUUUACAUGACACUUAGUAUAACACUGGUUUGAGAUGAAUGAGAAUUAUUUAUUAAUUGUUUGCUGUAAAAAGCUUCUUAUUAUAAAGGAAAUAAAAUAUUUCAAGUUUUGGGAAGAUAAA
Molecule: messenger RNA, 1280 nt
Organism: Cannabis sativa
Lineage: Eukaryota; Viridiplantae; Streptophyta; Magnoliopsida; Rosales; Cannabaceae
Exons: 5
Coding region: 162-1055 (297 amino acids)
Biological process (GO): microtubule cytoskeleton organization
Cellular component (GO): cytoplasmic microtubule
Molecular function (GO): microtubule binding
Source: RefSeq, a predicted model, not a curated record